AUGCCAGCCGGGGAAGCAGCCUGGUCAAAAUCUGCUUUUGAGCGUCUGAUCGACAAAGGAUACCAUCAGACCCUUCUUAAUAUCACUUAUAGGUCCUAUAAGGACCUAUAUGAGCCGACCUCAGUGGCCUAUUAUGAGGGCAAGGUUGAUACCUUCCGGAAUCAGCCUAGCAGAGACCUGAAUAUUACCUCAGCGAAUCCGCGGACAGUCCAACUUAAGAUGACAUGGGCUCUGCGGGGGCUCUCCCAUUUUCUCCAUCUUCCCCAUAUUAAAGGGGAUACACGGAAGGAUCCCUCGGGAUCACUAUUCCAUGAGCAAGAAGCCGGACUUGGGGUCUACCUAGCCCAACAGCUUCUCGCCAGACGUAUCGGGAGCAUUUUAAUCAUGGCCCCAUACAGAGCCCAAGUGGCCCGAGUUAACCGGUUUUGGGACCAGAAAGUCCCUGAGGUCAAGCCCCGCCCCAGGACCCAAACUGUCGAUGCGUCUCAAGGUUCGGAGGCCGAGGUCAUAAUUGUGCUGAUUACACGUAAUCAUGGCGCCCCCGGCUUCCUACACUCGACCAAGCGGACCAAUGUGAUGCUGCCUCGGACACGUAAUGCCCAGUAUGUUAUCGGCGACUGGGACUGGCUCGGCAGCGAAAUCAUCAAGAAAGACGCCGCCGCAUUUUUCAAAUACCUGGAUGAGGCCGAACGUCUCGUGGGGAAUGACAAGUAUGCCGUUGACCCGAAAAGGGCUAGAUAA
Aspergillus alliaceus is the source of this 741-nucleotide messenger RNA. Its product is annotated as AAA domain-containing protein. The record is from RefSeq and is a predicted model, not a curated record. NCBI's taxonomy places the organism in Eukaryota, Fungi, Ascomycota, Eurotiomycetes, Eurotiales, Aspergillaceae. Gene Ontology annotation, molecular function: 5'-3' DNA helicase activity. The transcript has a single exon. The coding region runs from base 1 to 741 and encodes 246 amino acids.